Molecule: messenger RNA, 615 nt
Organism: Entamoeba invadens IP1
Lineage: Eukaryota; Evosea; Mastigamoebida; Endamoebidae
Exons: 2
Coding region: 1-615 (204 amino acids)
Molecular function (GO): GTPase activity; GTP binding
Source: RefSeq, a predicted model, not a curated record
AUGGCCGUAAAAGAGGACGACUUGACAUUAAAAGUCUGUGUGAUGGGUGAUGAGAAAACAGGAAAAACAUCGUUUGUCAGACGUAUGCUGGACGACACGUUUUCGGAAGAACCCCAACCAUACGACAACCCGGCUGUCACUAAAGAAAUUACAUAUGAAGGAAACAAGAUUAUGUUGACUGUGAUGGACCAACAAGGCGAUGAUUCCGGCAUGACGGCUACUUUUUUCAACAACGCAAAUAUGGUUGCCGCUGUGUGUAGUUAUAAAAGCAAGGACUCCCUCAAUAACUGCAAAAACUGGUUAUCUUAUGGUGACAGGUACAUCGGUGGUGAUUACUUGAAAUCUCUUAUUGUGACAUUUUCCGAUGAAGAGACAAAAGAAUUUACUAAGGAAGAGGCCCAAACUGUGGCUACCAACGUAAAUGCUCAACUCUUUGAGAUCUCAAGCAAAACGGGUGACAACACCAAGGAGACAUACAACGAAAUUAUGAAACUCCUUAACGCAAAAUUCAUUGCCGUAACAGCCGCCAACCAGAAAGGUGGUAAGAAGGGCAAAGAGAAAAAGGAUGCCAAAGACAAAAAAGAUGGAAAAAGCGGGAAAUGUUUACUCCUUUAA